Molecule: messenger RNA, 1464 nt
Organism: Populus euphratica (Euphrates poplar)
Lineage: Eukaryota; Viridiplantae; Streptophyta; Magnoliopsida; Malpighiales; Salicaceae
Product: zinc finger protein ZAT5-like
Exons: 1
Coding region: 461-1384 (307 amino acids)
Source: RefSeq, a predicted model, not a curated record
AGCAUGAAAGGCGAGAGAAAAAAAGGGAGGGAAGCGGAAAUUCUGUGGUUCCAGGCUUGCAAACCAAUCCUCCAGAAAGAAUCGCUUAGAAAAAGUAAUGGGUUUGCUUCAAAGCCAACCGAAUCUCACUAGUUUCCUCGCCUCCUCAUACUCGCGUUCUUUCUUUUAUAUUCUCUGUGUGUAUGUCUAUCCAUCUGUAUUUCUUCUUUUAAUAAGUCUAUUAUAACUUUCAUGUUUGGAAAACGCAAGACUGGCAAGCAAGGAAAUUCACGUAACUGUCCAAGGGUUACAGCUCUAUUUAGAAAAAAAAAACCCCUCUCCUUCUCCCUCUCCCUCUCCCUUGACAACAUUCAUUACUACCUUUUUAGUACAAGAUUAACUCGAACUCUCCUACCUUGUUAGCUUUCCUUCUCAUCUCUCUCUCUCUCUCUCUCUCUGUUCUUCUGGGAUCAUUAAAUUAAUGAUGAUGGGUUCUCAAGAUCAAAAAAUGGGGUCUAAGGAACUCAAACAAAUCAUCAAAGGCAAGCGUACCAAGCGACCAAGGCCAUCUUUUCCGCUAACGUUAGCCAUGACAUCUUCUAGCUCAUCUAGCGCUGGAGAGAGUGGAGGUGAACGUGAUCAAAGAAUCUGCAACAACUCUUCAUCGUCUCCUGGUCCUAGCACCUCAUUUGAAUUCACGGAAAGGACUGGGGAGGAAGAAGACAUGGCCAAUUGUUUGAUUCUUUUGGCUCAAGGCAACCAAAACUGCAAAUUAGCCAAGCCUGUGGCUAUUGCUGCAGCAGCAACUACUACGUAUAUCAACAGGGAUGCUGGGUUAUAUGUUUACCAGUGCAAGACCUGUGACAGGCGUUUCCCUUCAUUUCAAGCGCUUGGUGGACAUAGAGCGAGUCACAAGAAACCAAAACCUGGUAACCUUGAUCAUGAAGACAAGAAAGUGUUGACGACGGUACAAAUGGCUCAUGAAGAGCAAAAUGGAAAUCGAAAUAACAUCAAUACGAGCACAACCCUUUCAUUGCAACUAGUAAAUGAUAGGGUUCUAUGUAGUCCUAAAGUGAAAUCUAAUAAGGUCCAUGAGUGCUCCGUAUGCGGUGCUGAGUUUUCAUCUGGCCAGGCUUUAGGUGGUCAUAUGAGACGGCAUAGGGCGUUUGCAGCUGCAACCACAACCACAACCACAACCACAGCAACGAAAACAACCAUGAGUUUGGGAAGAGUUAGUAGUCCUGAUCACGAGUCCCAAGAAUCCAAGAAACCAAGAAAUAGCCUACAACUAGAUCUUAAUCUUCCGGCACCUGAAGAUGAUCUCCUAGAAUCCAAGUUCCACUUUGCAUCCAAGGAACAAGUUCUUGUCCUCACAGCUUCUCCCUUGGUUGAUUGCCAUUACUAAUCCAAUUAAAAUGGAAAUUGUUCUCAUUUGGGAUUAUUUCACUCCAAAUUCAAUUUGGGCUUAUUAACUUCAUUUUCACU